AUGCUCUUCUUUCUAGGCAUUGUUGGGGGAGGUUACUAUAACAACCCUGGCAGUGGCUCCCAGUACGUCUGCAUACCAGAGACCGCUCCUCAGUACCUCACGGUUCAGGGUGGUGUCCAGUCAAAUGGCGCCUUCAUGUACGGCACGGAAUAUUACAAUGUCGGUGGCACACUCGGAAGUGGGCUUCAUUACCACGAUGUGCCAUGCGCAGUGUGCUACGUCCCAUCACGUGGUACCGAGAUGAUGGUCCCCGCCCAGUACACGUGUCCCGCGGGAUGGACCCUCGAGUAUUACGGGUACCUGAUGGCAGAGCACUACACUCACAAGCACUCGUCUCAGUUUGUUUGUGUUGACCAUAAGGCCGAGUACAGAUACGGUACACACUCACGUUCCAGCGGUGCAUUUAUGUUCCCCGUGGAGGGGAGGUGUGGGUCUCUGCCGUGCGGUCCUUUCGUAGAAGGAUAUGAGCUGACAUGCGCAGUUUGUACCAAGUGA
Molecule: messenger RNA, 495 nt
Organism: Nematostella vectensis (starlet sea anemone)
Lineage: Eukaryota; Metazoa; Cnidaria; Anthozoa; Actiniaria; Edwardsiidae
Exons: 1
Coding region: 1-495 (164 amino acids)
Source: RefSeq, a predicted model, not a curated record